AUGGACGUGUCAGGGACCGGAGAUGCGCCUCUCUCAGCAAAAGCCAACACUUCUGACGAGACACUGAAAUAUCACCUUUUGGGGCCGUCUCUGACAAAGGCUGGCCAAGACACGGUCGAUCAACAGAAGGUGUCGGAAGUCAUUUACGAAGCAUCCAAAGGGUCGAAAUUUUUUAAUCAUGAAAAAGUGCGGGAUCAAGCCCUGACGGAAAAGAUUCAACGGCUUUCAGCUCGGAAGGAGAAGCUUGAAAAGCAAGACCUUUCCGUACAGGCCCGUCGGGCUGACGAAUACAUUGCAGAACUAGAGUUGACUCGCGAUCUCUCCCAGGUUGUCGUGCAUAUCGAUUGCGAUGCGUUUUUCGCGGCAGUAGAAGAGCUGGACCGGCCAGAAUUACGGACUGUUCCGAUGGCCGUAGGCAGAGGCGUCCUGACCACUUGCAACUAUGUUGCCAGAAAGUACGGCUGCCGAAGUGGUAUGGCGAGCUUUGUCGCCAAAAAACUAUGCCCGGAACUUAUUUGCUUGCCCCAAAACUAUGCAAAAUACACGGCCAAGGCCAACGAAAUCCGAGCCAUCCUUGUCAACUAUGAUUCUCGAUUUGAAAGUGCUAGUAUCGAUGAAGCAUAUCUAAACAUCACUGAAUACUGCUCGACUAACAAUAUGGGCCCGGAAGAGGCCGUUCAGAAGCUUCGCGACACAAUAGCCGCGGAGACGAAUAUCACUGUUUCAGCAGGCAUUGCUGCAAACGCCAAAAUUGCAAAGAUUGCAUCUAAUUGGAACAAACCAAAUGGCCAAUUUUAUGUUCCUAGCGAGCGUGCCGCAAUCAUGGAUUUCAUGGCUAAAAUACCGGUGCGGAAAGUGAACGGAGUUGGACGAGUAUUCGAGCGGGAGCUUGACGCACUAGGAAUCAAAACAUGUAGAGAUAUUUAUCCACUUCGGGCCAUGCUAGCUCCUUUGUUUGGACAAAAGGCCUUCCAAUUCCUGAUGCAAUGCUACCUGGGGCUCGGAAGGACCACCAUAUCACCCGCUGAAGAACGCCAAAGGAAGAGCGUCGGAACUGAAAGUACGUUUCGAGAUUUAGAAGGCCUCGCGAAUCUUCAAGACAAGCUCAAAUCGACCGCAGUAGAACUUGAGAAGGACUUGCGUAAGGCUGACUGCAAGGGACGAACCCUGGUCCUGAAAGUCAAGCUGCAUACUUUUGAGAUUAUAUCGCGCCAGGCAGUGACACCCAAGCCCGUCCAUCUCGCGGAUGAGCUAUACAGAAAUGCACUCCCUUUACUAACAAAAAUCUACAAGGAGACGCCGAAUCUAAAGAUUCGCCUCAUGGGGCUUCGUUGCACCCAUCUUGUCAGCACGAAAAAGGCCGAUGUUAAUUUCUUCGGUACGCGAGGGGCUUGCUCUGCUGAACCCCCAGCGGGAGCGAUCGGUGGUGUUACUGGCGGAGCAGUUUUGUCAACCGAGGAAGAAUUUGAAGCUGCAGCCCUAGAGGAAAGGAUGAAUGAUAUUGAAGACCUUGAGACACUGAGUCAAGAGUUUGAGCCUUCGCGGACGGAAUCAGCAGGUCCCACAGAUGCCUCAUACCAGCAAUCUAGCAGUGAAACUUGGACCUGUCCUAUCUGCUCAUGUGUACAGCCGGCAGAUGAUGUGGCAUUCAACCGGCACGUGGACUUUUGCCUGUCAAAGGACACAAUCAAGGAGGAAGUUGACAAGACCCUGAAGAAUGACGCUCCCAUAUCCGCUGUGAAACGGAAAGCUGUGCUGGGGACCUUUUUCGACCGGGAAGCUCGCAAGCGUCUAUUUUUUGGAUGA
Uncinocarpus reesii 1704 is the source of this 1806-nucleotide messenger RNA. RefSeq lists its product as uncharacterized. Gene Ontology annotation, cellular component: nucleus. The transcript has 2 exons. Gene Ontology annotation, biological process: error-prone translesion synthesis. NCBI's taxonomy places the organism in Eukaryota, Fungi, Ascomycota, Eurotiomycetes, Onygenales, Onygenaceae. Gene Ontology annotation, molecular function: DNA-directed DNA polymerase activity; damaged DNA binding. The record is from RefSeq and is a predicted model, not a curated record. The coding region runs from base 1 to 1806 and encodes 601 amino acids.